Maylandia zebra (zebra mbuna) is the source of this 2100-nucleotide messenger RNA. It is a transcript of the gene rbm39a, whose product is annotated as RNA binding motif protein 39a. Gene Ontology annotation, biological process: mRNA processing. Gene Ontology annotation, cellular component: nucleus. The record is from RefSeq and is a predicted model, not a curated record. Gene Ontology annotation, molecular function: RNA binding. NCBI's taxonomy places the organism in Eukaryota, Metazoa, Chordata, Actinopteri, Cichliformes, Cichlidae.
GUCAAAGUCAAACUGCUUCAGUUUGUCUCACAGUUUUUAGUUUCUGUAACUCCGCGGCUGUUUUGUUUUGAUCUCGCUGUAUCCAGAUCUCGCGAGAACACUAGCCCUCCCGUCGUUCGCCAUUAUAGCUAAGAGAAGCGUCCCCCGGACGAGCACCGGAGAGGCUCCGUUACCCGGACACAGACACGUUUUGCUCGCUGACACCCGCCGAGCCACUCUGCAUCCAGGUGCGCAGGUAGAAAGAUGGCAGAUGACCUGGACAUCGAGGCGAUGCUGGAGGCGCCAUACAAGAAGGAGGACGCCAAAAUCUCGAGCCCCAACGGACAGGACGAGCGCUCCAAGAGGAAGAAACGCAGCCGCAGUCGCAGCUGCGACAGGAAGCGCAGCCGGAGUCGAGACAGGAAGAGGAGCCGGAGUCGGGAGCGCAAACGUAGCCGCAGCCGAGACAGGCGGAGGAGUCGUAGCCGCAGCAGAGAGCACCGCCGCAGCAGAGAGCGCGGUGGGCGCUACAGAGACCACCACAAGCACCGGCGGCGGUCGAGGAGUAAGAGUCCCGUCAGGAAGGAGAAGAGUCCAAUCAGGCAGCCCAUCGAUAACCUGACGCCCGAGGAGCGAGACGCCCGCACGGUGUUCUGCAUGCAGCUCGCCGCCCGCAUCCGCCCCCGAGACUUGGAGGAGUUUUUCUCUGCGGUGGGGAAGGUUCGGGACGUCAGGAUGAUCUCAGACAGGAACUCCCGCAGGUCAAAGGGCAUCGCCUACAUAGAGUUCGUGGAGGCAAGUUCAGUUCCUCUGGCCAUUGGGCUGACGGGACAAAGGCUGCUGGGAGUUCCCAUCAUUGUACAGGCCUCACAGGCAGAGAAGAACCGAGCUGCUGCUGCUGCUGCUGCUGCAGCCAACAAUCUGCAAAAAGGGACAUCUGGACCGAUGAGGCUGUACGUCGGCUCGCUGCACUUCAACAUCACCGAGGAGAUGCUGCGAGGGAUCUUUGAGCCAUUUGGACGGAUUGAGAGCAUCCAGUUGAUGAUGGACAGCGAGACGGAGCGCUCCAAAGGAUACGGCUUCAUCACCUUUGCAGAUGCAGAGUGCGCCAAGAACGCUCUGGAGCAGCUGAAUGGCUUCGAGUUAGCUGGGAGACCCAUGAAAGUGGGUCACGUGACCGAGCGGACCGACAUCUCCAUGGCGUCAGCCCUCCUUGACAGCGAUGAGCUGGAACACACCGGCAUCGACCUGGGAACCACCGGGAGGCUGCAGCUCAUGGCCCGCCUGGCUGAGGGUACUGGUCUGCAGAUCCCUCCUGCUGCUCAGCAGGCUCUGCAGAUGAGUGGGGCUAUUGCCAUCGGAGCCAUGGCUGCAGUGACAGCGGCCAUGAACCCGACUCUCAACAUGAACAUGAACUCUCCUGCUCUGAACCUCCCGUCUCAGCCGCUGGCGACGCACUGCUUCCAGCUGUCCAACAUGUUUAACCCCAGCAGUGAGGAGGCUCCUGGGUGGGAGCUGGACAUCCAGCAUGACGUCAUAGAGGAGUGUAACAAACAUGGCGGCAUUGUUCACAUUUACGUUGACAAAAACUCCACUGAGGGAAACGUCUAUGUCAAGUGUCCUUCGAUCCCAGCCGCCAUGGCUGCCGUCAAUGCCCUGCACGGGAGAUUCUUUGCUGGUAAAAUGAUCACCGCGGCGUACGUGCCCCUGCCCACCUACCACAACCUGUUCCCGGAGUCUGUCACUGCGACGCAGCUGCUGGCCCCACCCCCACGCCGGUGACUCGUUGUCAAUGCUGCCCUCUGAUUGGACACUGUAAUUCAGAGCCCAGCCCUGUCCUGCUGGUCGUCACACAUGCUCAGUGUGGUUCCCGAGGUCAGAGGUCGGCAGCCGUUUGUUUGAUACAAACAUGUUGCCCGGUCUCGAUUGGCUGGUUCCCCACGCCACCGUUUCUUCCUGUUGUAGAGUCUCUGUGCGGCCACGCCCCCAAGUAUCGUCCAGUGAUUGAGCUCUGUGAGCUGCGAGGGUGUGGCCUGAUGACAUGAUUGGUUUGCAGUUUAAAUGUUUUUGUAAACGAGUUUCAUUUUGUAAAAAUUGUUGAUUAAAUUUUAUUUUCUGUCA